AUGGUCGAGUCGCUGCCACCGUGCGAGCAGCCAGUGCUCACGCCCGAGUACCACGAUGUGGUCAUCGUGGGCGCAGGCAUCUCUGGCAUCUGCAUGGCUUGCCAGCUAAAGCGCAAGUUCAACAUCCACGACAUCAAGAUCCUCGAACGCAGCGAGGAUCCGGCCGGCACAUGGACCAACAACACCUAUCCGGGCUGUGCAUGCGAUGUGCCGGCGCCCGUCUACUCGUUCUCGUUUGCCACCAAGGGCGACUGGUCGACAUUCUACCCGCAGCAGAAGGAACUCAAGCACUACUUUGGCACGGUUGCGGCGCAGCACAACCUCCAAAAGAACUUUCACUUCCAGACCACCGUGCAGGAGGCGAGGUACGACGGCGAGACGGGUCUUUGGCAUGUGUGGAGCCAGGACUGGCGCAAGGACGGCACCGACGGCGAGAAGCACCACUUUGUCUGCAAGUUCUUCGUCAGUGCUGUAGGAGGCCUUUCGCAGCCCAAGGCUUGCGACAUCGAAGGCAACGAGACGUUCGAAGGACCCAUCUUCCACACGGCCAAGUGGGAUCACUCGGUGUCGUUGGAUGGCAAGGACGUGGUGUUGAUCGGCAACGGCUGUUCGGCAACCCAAUGUGUGCCGUACCUGGCCGAGCACUCCAAGUCGCUCACGCAGUUCAUCCGCUCCAAGCACUGGAUCGCACCGCAUCCGCACAACCCGUUCGACGACAUUCCGGGCUUCAAGUGGCUGUUGCAAAAGUCGGUGUUUGUGCGCAAACUGCAGCGUCUGCUCAUCUGGCUCGUUCUCGAGUCGCACUUUAUCCUCAUCCUUCAGAACCCGCUGGGUCGGCUCUUCCGCUGGAACUGGCGGCGCAAGUGCGAGGCGCACCUGAAGAGGAAUGCGCCCAAGGAGUACUGGGACAUGCUGCUACCCAAGAAGGACGAGCUCAUGGUCGGAUGCAAGCGCCGCAUCAUCGACGACGACUACUACCCUGCGCUGCGCAAGCCGCACGUCAAGGUGGACAACACCAAGGUGCAGCGCAUCGAGCCGCAUCACGUCGUCACCGCCGACGGACGCCGCAUCAAGGCGGAUGUGAUUGUCAUGGCCAAUGGGUUCGAGCCGCAUGCUGCAGGCGCACCCCUGAAGAUCAUCGGCACCAACCGAUCGCUCCACGAGCACUGGGCCAAGUACGGCGAGGGCGGCAUGAUCGCCUACCGCUCGGCCCUUAAUGCUGGCUUCCCCAACAUGGGCCAGAUCAACGCCGCCAACACGGGCACGGGCAACCAGAGUCUCAUCUUUGCCUCGGAAUGCACGGUCAACUUCCUGCUCGAGGUGGCCAAGCCCGUGCUCGCUGCCGCACGUCCACCGCAGCUGGCCAUCGAGCACAUGCCCGGCACUCCGGCCGACGAACGCGUGCAGCGGGCCAAGAUCCCCACGUUCCAGGUCAAGCUCAAGGCCGAACUGGACGAACAGCACUUUAUCGCCAAAGCCAUGUCCCAGCUCGUCUUCACCAGUGGCUGCAAGAGCUGGUACAUCGACCCCAAGAGUGGGCGUGUUACGUCGAUGCAGCCCGACUGGCAGGUCAAGUUCAUGCUGCGUUCGCACUUCCCCAAAUGGGAGGACUUUACAUUCACGGGCCUCAAGAACGGCAGCUACCACCCGUCGGGCGUGCCCUUCUGGAAGCUGCUGGGCAACAAGCUCGGUCUGGGCCACGUGCCCUAUGUCGACCCCAAGGAGACACCCCAGAUCAACCGCAAGGCCAUGGAUGCCUAG
This is a messenger RNA of Moesziomyces antarcticus, 1761 nucleotides long. RefSeq lists its product as uncharacterized. The transcript is spliced from 2 exons. NCBI's taxonomy places the organism in Eukaryota, Fungi, Basidiomycota, Ustilaginomycetes, Ustilaginales, Ustilaginaceae. The coding region runs from base 1 to 1761 and encodes 586 amino acids. The record is from RefSeq and is a predicted model, not a curated record.